Schistocerca cancellata (South American locust) is the source of this 6362-nucleotide messenger RNA. It is a transcript of the gene crp, whose product is annotated as transcription factor AP-4. NCBI's taxonomy places the organism in Eukaryota, Metazoa, Arthropoda, Insecta, Orthoptera, Acrididae. Gene Ontology annotation, biological process: regulation of transcription by RNA polymerase II. The record is from RefSeq and is a predicted model, not a curated record. The coding region runs from base 1927 to 3129 and encodes 400 amino acids. Gene Ontology annotation, cellular component: nucleus. Gene Ontology annotation, molecular function: DNA-binding transcription factor activity, RNA polymerase II-specific; protein dimerization activity; RNA polymerase II cis-regulatory region sequence-specific DNA binding. The transcript is spliced from 6 exons.
GAAGAGUUUUCACAUAAAUUCGGAGGUAUUAACUUUUCAGCACACCCUCUUACAGUAAAUAGCAUGGGAUUCGUCGCUGGUACAACCAAAAUUGUUUCGUAUUGGCGCCAGAAGUACCACUCAGCUUGAAUUGGUACAGUAGGAAACGAAAAACGCCAACAUUUGCUAAGAAGGAAAUUAACUGCAGUGCAUGUCACAGCCCGGUAAUUCAACACGAGAACAGGAUUUGACCAUUUUCUUCACUAGCAGCAUGGUUUUUAUCAACGAAGUGUUGUAGCGACAAAUUUGUCUUGAAGCAUAGCGUUUUAUCGGCGAAAACACCUGUUGCCAAUCAAUGAAGCUUCUGUUGACACUGUCUCGCAACAUAAAAUAUGGUACUCUGACAGUUCCUAUAGCUUGUGUUGAUAAUGCAUUUGAUCAGAGCAAGUUGCGUUAUAUUUACUUACAUUAUGAUUGUGUGGUACGCCCGAAUAAAAAUUCAUAUUUGUUAAAGACUGUGGUCGAAAUUAUUUAUUUAAACAGCCAAGCGCAGUUUGUUGCCGAGCUUCGGUUACCUUUAAGAAGCCCGCGAAGUCCUACCCUAUAACCGAGCUUCGGAUCUCGCCCGUGACGAGCUGUUGUUCGCAUCUUCCGAAGUGGGACCCAUCAUUCUGCUCUCGAAGUCGAGGUGCAGGCGUGUUAGAAUUUUCAUCGGGGCUAAGGUUUCAUGUCAAAGGAUGCUAACUACUCAUUGGUUUGAAUAACCGUCCCUUUUCCAGUGGCCUUAAGCCAAACACAGUCAGAUUGUGGGUACGUCUCGCUAUCUGGUAGUCUCUGUAUUGCAGUGCGUCGCAGAUACCGCCAGACGGCAGUCUGUAGUUCACAUGAAAUUCCCACGCAUUUCAUAACGUGCAUUUGAUAAUUUUCCACAGGCAGCAACGAGGGCGACAUCUGGUCAGAGGGAUUCCAUAGCAUGCCACGUGACCUCAAUGAAAUGGGUGUAUCCCAUUUGCUGCACUCUUAAAAUCAGUGUAAUAUGGUCGCCAACUUCGUUUCGGUCCACGAGACAAGAGUUGAGUUCCCACAACUCCAAAAUUUGUAAUUGAAUGUACUGUAGUUAUUUAACUACUUUCAUAAGGAUUCAGAGAUUCUACCUUUGGAAUGGAAAAUGCACACCGCAGGCAGUUAACACACCGCCUCUAGCUGAUUCGUAGCAUCUUCCGCCGAUACUCCACACAACCACCAAACACGAAUACAAGUGUCAGUAGGGCACGAUAUAUCACUCUCAGAUUUCGACAGAAGCGAAUGGAAUUUAUGGCCCGUGCCAAUUUAACAUGUGCGCACUCAGUGAGAUCCAACACUCACAUAGAAAAUCCGGAAUGGGAAUUCUAAAGAAUAAGCACUUACUAAUUCUGUUUACCGUAUUGGUGGAAAUGCUUCGUGGAUCAAGGUACAUCACUAAAUGUCUGAACCAGAAAUCAACACCUCACUACUCUCGAAUCAGCAACUGCUAAGCAGAGAGGCGACGACUUCCAACACCCAGGAUUACAGCCGAAAGAUUUCUCUCAAGAGGUCCGCGAAAGUUUUUUCAGCGUUCAGAUCCUUUGACCAUUCAAAUUCGGUAGCUGCAAGUAGGUAGAUGGUGCUGAUGACACUAGACUGUAAAAUGCUGUCUCAUGCCAGGUAGUUUAAAAAAACUCAUUCCGAAACUGGUACUGUGAAACACCUGAUAUUUUGAGAAAAUUCACUCUCUUGAGGCCGCCUCCACAAUCCAUGUGGGAGGAUUACGGGAGGACAGGCGCAUUAUCUCCAGGCCGGAGACAGCUGCCUUGGCCGUAGGACGACACGGGCGUGGCUGGGGAAUAUGUUAAACGCGUGGUUUUACGUAUCGUGUUGGGAAAUGUCGCCACAAUUUAUCUCGCAGAUCAUUACGUUUUUACCGACGAAAUGAAUGAGCUGAGCGAGCGGGCGUCGUCCCCCUGUACCAGCCACAUGGAGCAGGAGAAGCGCAUUCGGCGCGAGAUCGCCAACUCGAACGAGCGCCGUCGCAUGCAGAGCAUCAACGCCGGCUUCCAGUCGCUGCGCACGUUGCUGCCGCACCACGAGGGCGAGAAGCUGUCCAAGGCUGCCAUCCUUCAGCAGACAGCAGAGUAUAUAUACCAAUUAGAACAGGAAAAAACUAGCCUACUGUCACAGAAUUGUCACCUGAAAAGGUUACUGAAUAGGCAGGAGGGUCAGCAUGAGCAAACUGCAUCAGUCAAGCGCAGGAAACUGGAAUCGAGUAUGGUCGUUGUCAGUGAGUCAUCAGAUGAAGGCAUCGGUAGCAUGUCUCCAGAGCCAGCACCAGUCCCUGGAGGAGCCGCCGUUUCGGCAGCCGAAGCAAGUCGCGAGCGCGACCUCAUAGAACUGAGGCUCUCUUUGGAUAGAGAGCGUAAACUUCGAAUGCGUCUAGAGGACCAGGUCCGCGCACUGGAAAGUCAGUUGUAUCCCAAACAAUUGAGGGAUCUCUCACAUCAAGUUACUCUUCACUAUCAUCAUGAAUCUCCUACCCCUCACCAGGUGGUCACCAGUGGCAGUGGCAGUGUCCCUGUUAUUGGUGCAACUAUCCAGGAUCUCCAGGAAACGGCAGCUGCUGUUGCACACUUACAAGUGGUUACUUCGCGAACCCCGUCGCCCAUCUUAGGGCUGCCACCUCCAUCACCACCCCCACCACCACCUCCAGCACCACAAGUGCGUGAACCGACACCACCCCCAACUCCACAGCCGCAGAGGCUACCGAGUGUUCUGGAAGCUGCCAUCAAAGCAGAACCAAAGGUCGAAGUAGAACGACUUCCGUCACCGCCUGCUGCCUCUGAUGAUGUCACACCACAAUCCAGGCUGUAUGCUGCAAGUACAUCGAGGCAAAACCUGGAAACUAUUGUGGAAGCCAUUCGCCACUUGGAGGGUGACCAGUUCAUCAGUGACGAGCCUACGCAAGAAGCUCCUCUGGCUCUGACAACCCAUCGAACGGGUCCAACUAGUGGAAGUGCUGAGGGCUUCUUGCAUUUCCAUUCGCACCCCAUUCCAUCUCAGCCGCAGCGGCCACUGUCAUCCACAGCUGCCUUGCAGCAGCAGCGUCCUGGUGUUAUCGUCGUAAAACAGAGCACGUGAUUAUUGCACGAGAGCUCUGUCUCGCAUGACGUGACUGGAUUUGAUUUCAGUUGAUUUUUACUUUCUUAUUAGCUUGUAACUGGCGAGGCAUUAAACUGUACUCUGAAGUUGUACUGUCUGCUUUAAGGAUUCAUAUAUAUCUAUAUGUACAUAAUAUAUACGUGUAUGUAUGUACACAUUCUGCAUACAUACCAUAGUUUCGACUGCAUUUUUAGACUGGUGUAGGAAUGUGGCAAUAUCAUUCCUUUUGCUAGGAGAGUGUUAGGGUGUAACACUCAAUGAAUCCUAGCAUGUAAUGGUGGUCUGUGUUAAAUCAAAGUGCAAACCAAGCAAUAAAACUUUGUUUUCCUUCUAAAUACUGGGUCUGACAUCAAAAUUUGCCAUAUUGAGAAGCAGAUAUUAGAGCUGUGACUGGCUUUAGUUAUCCUAAGCUCUGUGGAGCCCGAAGUUGCCUCCGGUUUACAAUUAGCUACCUUCGGAUGACUGAAUACCGACUGGUCUUUUGAGUGGUAGACUUUUUUAAUUGUUUAAACUGUAGAAGAAAAUAGUAAUAGAUACAGAGAAGCUAGUAUACAGACAAUUGUGCAUUUGAAAUGCUGUAUGGCGUUGCUUGUCAAAGUAGCAGUUUUCUUUCGUGUUUCAGUUUUUGUUGUUGUAUAUAUUUGUCUCUCUCAAAGUUACAAGCAAGUAAAACAUACACUAGCCUGUUUUGUGGGCUGAAACUGAACAAACAUUUUUGAUGUUCCAUCUCAUUUGCUAUAAGUAUAUAGCUUACAUUUUUUAAACAUGUCAAUAUGUGGUAUUCUGUUGUGUUAUCUCGUUCGCUCACCCUCGCUUUUCUUUUGUACAUAAGAUUUAUUUCUUCAGCGUGAGUGUUUUGAAGCUUGCGUGUAUUUGUAUACGUCUGAGAAAUGUUGUAAGAUUUAUUUUGUUUUCUAUAAAAAUAAAAACUGCUGUAAAAUGAACUAAAACAUUGGCUGAUGGUGAUCGCCUCAUGUAUCUCAUAAGAGUAACGUUACUAAGGCUAGUUCUGUCUUUGUGUAUAUAUUAUUUCUUUUGUUAGGUCAGUUUAGAAAUGGACACACAACAUGUAAGAGUGAGUGCUACGUAAAGUAUUGCGUGUGUGUUGAAUUGUUUACUUGUAGGUGUCGUUACAUAUAAGAUUUUCAAAAGGUAUAAAAAAAUAUAAAGUUCCACGUGCUUGGAACAGUACUGAUAAAUUAGGUAUUACCAUUAAGCUACUUCUUAUCAGUUUACUGCAACAUUAAGAAAAUUUUUAUUCAUUUUUUGCUUAUGUUACAUUUCUAAAUUCUGUGUUAUUGUUCAAUCAACUUCUAUUUUCAUUAAUACAAAAGACUGGUUUUUCAUUUUCAUAAUUGAAAUGUAUCAACUCAAAAGACAAGUGUCAGGGAGAAAGUUCCUUUUGUACAUUGCUGAAGGCACACGUCAUUGUAAAUUAAACAAUUUUGUAGUCUAUUGAAAAGGGAGACAUUGGUUAUUGAUUUGGUAGUAAUAUUAUUGAGAAUAGUGUUUAUGAAGCAGUUUAAUGAAUUUAUUAUGCACUCCUAGUAUAUCAAAAUUGAGGUACAAAACCACCCUUUGUUGUUUGCUUUAGAAACCAAUUAUAUCUUCAUUUUAUUUAAAUGUGUGUGUGUGUGUGUGUGUGUGUGUGUGUGUGUGUGUGUGUGUGUGUGUGUGUGUUCCCUUUGGAAUUAAAAGAAUGCUGUGCUUGGAAAAAUCUGAAUAAAUCAUUGUAAUACAUUUUUCUAAUUAGUAUUAUGUUUUCAUAAUCAUUUUGCACUACUGUGAUCUGAACCAUCAGGAUUAGUCCGAAUAAACUUUUUUCCUCAUUUGAGAAGCAACAGUUUCUUUGCAUAUUACAUCCGAAUGCCAUCUUUUCCUAUGUAAAUCUGUUUCUACAGAAUGCCAAAUACAAGAGUGAUGUUUGAUUCAUAACAGGGUUUCCAACUUUGCUCUAUGUUGUGAAUGGUGUGUUGAGUUGAGAAUUCAGGCAAUUGUGUAUUGCUCAAUGUUUGCAAAUCUAGAUGCUUGUAUGGCAUUUCUGGUAUUUUUGAGAAAGCAGCAUUACUUUUUAAUUGCAUCUAAAAUACGUCUAAUGGAUAAAUUAGAAUUAGCCUGUUUUAAUCUGAACCCAAUUUUUCAUUAUGUAAAACAUGUAAAACUUCAUUCUUUUUUCUUGUGUUAUAUUGAGCCAAUUACUCUGUAAAGCAAUUGCAGUAUGUUAUAAGCUACCGUAUUUUCUCUGAUUUUUACAUUGUAACUCAACUGGAGCAUUUGGAGUUCAUUGCAAACUGUGAAUAUGACAACAGUUGAGAAAUGUUACAUAGUUUCUAAGUCUGUAGGUACCAGUAAUUGGUUUCAUGUUGUAGAACACAUUUUAAUGCUUUUUCCUGUUAGAAACAUUUACUCAUUAUCUUUAAAAAUUCUUGUCUGUUUUUCAGUGUAGAUCCUAAGUGCUUCUCAUUUUGAAGUGCUAAUGUUUUAUGGACAUUUAUGCAUAUAUAUCUACAUUAUCCAGAAUUAUAAAUUGCAAAUUGCUAAUGUGAUUUACAACAGUAUCCUAAUUCAAAAUUAUGUAUCUACAAGGAAGCAGGUUGCCUCUUUAUUUUGUCAGUUUUGUUAUAUGUGGCUUUAGUUCAGAAUUUGGUUAUCAUUGUCAUUAAGUUUGUAAAUCUUCACACCGUCCUUGUCUCUUUCUUUGAUUUAUGUCUUAUUUGAGUGAUUGAAGAUCUCUGUUAAACUGAGAUAUGUGCAAUUCUCUUUACUUUCUAAAUUCUGGAUAUCAAGCAAUAUCCCCCCCCCCCCCCUCCUCCCCCAAUCAACUAGCCAUUCAGGGUGAGAGUUACAUACAUUUAAUGAUCUAUAUUUUACAACUAGUUGGGUAUUAAUUAUGUGGAUUAUUGAUAUACUUACCAUUGAAACAGUUUGUCAAGACGACAGGUUUUGUAGUCACAUCAAUUUAACACUAUUUCACAGUUUCCUCUUGGUCAUUGCCACAGUUGCUUCAUUUGUUUUAAUUUUACAGUGUUUGUAACAAGCACUAAAAUUUCUUAUGAAAUUUACCUGAGAUGAUUUUUAUAUACAGAUCAGAAUUCUACCAAUUUUUAUUAAAUCAUGUUUUGAUUAAGAGUCAUUUAACUUAAAAUUGUUCAUAAAAACUGGCUUCAGUUUUGUAUUACAAGUAUUAAAAAAAAGACAUCCUGUGGUAUUCA